Ostrinia furnacalis (Asian corn borer) is the source of this 720-nucleotide messenger RNA. RefSeq names its product general odorant-binding protein 69a. The transcript has a single exon. Gene Ontology annotation, molecular function: odorant binding. Lineage: Eukaryota; Metazoa; Arthropoda; Insecta; Lepidoptera; Crambidae. The record is from RefSeq and is a predicted model, not a curated record. The coding region runs from base 47 to 451 and encodes 134 amino acids.
AUCCGUUAAUCGAUCAUCAGUCGACGGAAGCGAGUCCAUCAGAACCAUGAAAGGAGCCUUGGUCUGCGCGGUGCUAACGGCGCUGGCGGCGCGCGCGUGGGGCAUGGACGACGAGAUGGCGGAGCUGGCCAAGAUGCUGCACGACAACUGCGGCGAGGAGACGGGCGUGGACCUCGGGCUGGUGGACAAGGUAAACGCGGGCGCGGACCUGAUGCCGGACGCGAAGCUCAAGUGCUACAUCAAGUGCGUCAUGGAGACGGCGGGCAUGAUGUCGGCGGGCGAGGUGGACGUGGAGGCGGUGCUGGCGAUGCUGCCGGACGGCUUGCGGAGCAAGAUCGAGGCGCCGAUGCGCGCCUGCGGCACCCAGCGCGGCGCCGACGACUGCGACACCGCCUUCCUCACGCAGGUCUGCUGGCAGAAGGCCAACAAGGUGGACUACUUCCUCAUAUAGUCGCACUUGUCCGCGACCACUCCAGAAUACAUUUUUACCAUUUAAAUUUAUUCUAUGUAACCGGUGACUUUACUCUGUUAUUCAUAACCAACAAUUUUUAAUGCUCUCAAUUCCUUCAAAAUUACAACUAUUUACUUUUUUAUGGCAACUUUAAAUUGGAAAUUUAAAUUGGAAAAAGAAACAUUACACAUAAUGAUAACGAUUUGAAUUUGAAGUAAGGCAUCUUGUCUCUAGAAAGCAAUCUCAUCAGAGAAACCGGGAGAGACAGU